This is a messenger RNA of Nymphaea colorata (pocket water lily), 1726 nucleotides long. RefSeq names its product protein PHR1-LIKE 3. The transcript has 6 exons. NCBI's taxonomy places the organism in Eukaryota, Viridiplantae, Streptophyta, Magnoliopsida, Nymphaeales, Nymphaeaceae. The coding region runs from base 361 to 1254 and encodes 297 amino acids. The record is from RefSeq and is a predicted model, not a curated record. Gene Ontology annotation, molecular function: DNA-binding transcription factor activity; DNA binding.
UUUUCGAUGUCAUUUCUUCUGUCUCUCUGCCUGUGUGCUGUUGGUGUACGUUCUCUGUCCUGCUUCUCCGUACUCACUCUGGGAGAGCCAAAGCUAGGGAGUCUCCUUUCUCAGAGUCCUCAUUGUGCAUUCUUUGAGAACAAUCACAAGAUCCAAAUGCUCUUAAUUCCAUGUAUUCCAAGAGGCUUCGGUUGAUUUAGGGUUUUCUAAGGGGGGAAGAAAGAGAAAGGGGGGAGACAGAAGGUGGGGGAGAGGUGGGUCCUCGAUUUCUCGAUCUGGAGUCUCUUUUUUUGCGACUUCGAUUCGUGGGUAUUCGGUUUUUUGCGGAGGUUCUGGCGCUUGCUUGAGGUUUCCAGGAAAAUGUACCAGGCGAUCCAUCACUCCUUGGAGAAGGGAGUUGGGCACGAAGACUUGCAGGGGCCUCUUGAGGGCACCAACCUUCCGGGAGACGCCUGUUUGGUGCUUACCACGGAUCCGAAGCCGCGGCUGAGGUGGACGGCCGAGCUUCACGAGAGGUUCGUCGACGCCGUCACACAGCUCGGCGGCCCCGACAAAGCCACACCAAAGACCAUCAUGAGAACAAUGGGAGUAAAAGGCCUUACUCUAUAUCAUUUGAAGAGUCAUCUUCAGAAGUAUCGGUUGGGCAAACAAUCAUGCAAAGAACUAAGUGACAGCUCAAAGGAUGCUACUGGUCUUUCAGAAAAUCAGGGAACUUCAUCAACAUCAAGAAUGGUUUCACAAGAAAUGAACGAUGGAUACCAGGUCACUGAGGCAUUGAGAGUUCAAAUGGAAGUGCAAAGAAGAUUGCAUGAGCAGCUGGAGGUUCAGAGGCAUCUCCAGCUUCGGAUUGAAGCCCAAGGAAAGUACCUCCAGUCCAUACUUGAAAAGGCCUGCAGGGUGCUUGCUGACCAAAACAUGGCUUCAACAGGCCUAGAUGCUGCAAGACAAGAACUUUCAGAAUUGGCAAUCAAGGUCUCUGGUGAUUGCCUUAAUGCCCCUGAGACUGCAAAUUUAGCCUCAUUCUCUGAGAUAGCGGCAGUUUGUCUGGAUGAGAAAUCUAUAAACCGACAAACCCAAAUAACUGACUGCUCUGUUGACAGCUGCCUGACCUCCAAUGACAGCUCUGGGAGGGUAUCUGCCGUUGGACUGCAAGCUGGAGGGAAGAAAAGAACAAGGUCGAUAUACUGUGACAGCGAAUCACUGGUGUGGGAAAGCGAUGCUCGCCAAGAUGUACAGUGGAUGGCCAGUAUAUGAGCUCCCAGUAUCAUUGACAUUCGUUCAGCAGAAGUGUUGUUCCUUCUCGCACGAGGUAUGGCCUUAUUGUAACAUCAGAUAUGUAUAUUUGUCUGAAACGUCUUGUACUUGGAUCCUGUCACUUGCAAUAGAAGAAGCAGGUUCACCUGAAGUUUUGCGUCUGACUUCCUAUUAGCAUUAACUAUUCUGCUGUUGUCUGUAUAUCUGUCAGCAUUUUUGUUGCUAAAGGGUAGUGGGAGUCCUCCUUUGAGUAACUGAAGCCAUUGUUUCUAAGGUUGCUGCUUCCCCAUUAACUGCUGCUGAUUGAUUACUCCAAAGGAAUCGAUGCUUGUCGAACGAGAAUUAGUGAGAGGAAUCAAUGAGUUCCACUGUAGUGCACGAAUACCAAGCUAUACACGUUUAAAGCAAUGGAUGUAUGUGAAACAGACACGUUCUCAAUUCUCAUGAAUGUUUUCCUGUUGCUUUUUAGUUA